Molecule: messenger RNA, 2202 nt
Organism: Ordospora colligata OC4
Lineage: Eukaryota; Fungi; Microsporidia; Ordosporidae
Product: chromosome condensation complex Condensin
Exons: 1
Coding region: 1-2202 (733 amino acids)
Biological process (GO): mitotic chromosome condensation
Cellular component (GO): condensed chromosome; condensin complex
Source: RefSeq, a predicted model, not a curated record
AUGGAGCAAACAAAUCUGUAUUCUGAUCUGUAUAGGAUGCAGCUGAUUUUCAAUGAAAUCCAAGGAUGUGAUUCAAAAAGAUAUUCAGAGUCGUUGAACGAGGUUAUUGAGAUAUUGAACACACAGGAGCUUCUUAAUGAAUUCUGUAGAAUACUGGACACGAUUCUUGUGUGCAAGAAGCCAUCAAUUCCAUUGAGAAUACUUAACUUCUUGAGAAGAACAUUUGAAGAUGUUUCUGAGGAUCCAAGCAGACAGCAAUUUAUUAUAGAAAUAUUUUCAUAUCUUAUACAGGCAGUUGAUUCUCGUAUGCAUAAAGUUAGAAGGAACUCGCUGUCUGUGAUCGGCCUUCUUCUUGAUGUGUUGCAACCAAGCACUAUUGAUAGUGUAGUAAUCCAGAAGCUUUGUGAGAGAUUGUUUGAUAAGGAUAAGGGCGUGCGAAAAGAAACAAUCAGGGUUCUAUCAGGAUUUCAAGGAUCUGAGCUUAACAGAAAUGUUAAGGUAGUGAAUUUAUUCAAGGACAUUCUAAGGUACGAUCCAAACAACGAUGUAAGGAUGUUUAUGCUGAGUGUGAUAUCUGUUGAGCAAAGUACGUAUAAUUGUGUUAUUGAAAGAUGCAUGGACAUGGACGAAUCUAUCAGGAAGAUGUUCUACGGCAUUUGUUUGCCUAAGAUUGAUAUGAAAGAGCUAUCAGCUGAUAAACGAGUGUUUUUAAUGGAGAGAGCUGUUGUUGAGAGAGACUUUGAUGCAAAAGGAAAGCUUGUUGAUGUGCUUUUGUCUGUGCAUUGUCUUCCUGAGCAGCUGGAAGUGCUUGUAGAUGAGUUUUAUGACACAAGUGCAUUAGGACAUCUGGAAACGCUACUGAGAAGUGUUUUUGACAGGGUAGGUUGCUCUAAAAGCUUUGAAUAUGUAAUAAGUCGGCCUACGGAAAAAAACACAUUUUUGUACUUAACAGAGCUGCAGUAUAUUGAAGAGAAGGAUGGAAGAGACGCACUGUGCUUGCCAGAAAUAGACGAAUUUGUGUCUGUGAUGUAUGAAUCAUGUAUGUCUGUGAUGGAAUGCACAAUGGAUGAAAGCAGAAGGGAGAUGGUGAAUAGAAUGAGGAAUUUAUUUAGAAUUGCCAAGAUGUAUGAUCUUUUCAGUGACACAUCAAGGAGAUGCAUACAAGGAAUAAUCUACAAGUUACUUGCAAAGAGUUGUAUGGAGGAGAUUGUGGAAGAGGUUGUUGAUGAGGCGAUGCAGAUAACGAGUGUGGUAUGUGAUACAGAUCUGAAUAGUUUUAUAGGAAGCGUGGUUAAGAAGAGUAUGCACGUGUCGCCUGGAAUAUGCCUGAUGGUGUGCAAGCAGGUAAUGAGACACAUCCGCCCGUUCAGCAGCCUUCACAGUGCAAUUGUGGAUGAAAUAGUGGUGCCAAAUAUUGAGAAUGGAGGAAUGGUUGUGGAGGUGCUUGAGAUAGGAUUUUUCUAUGUAUUGGAGAGAGAUAAUGCAGUGAUUGUUCAGGGCCUUAUUGAUGCAAUGAGUGACAGUCACCGAGUGUGGUGCAUGUGUGUGGAUCUUGCGAUUUACACAAGAAAUCAGACGAUUUUGAUACCUGUGGAAGAGUAUGCCAGAGAUAUAUUGGAAAGGUUUGAUGAUGAACAGAUGAUUAUUCCAGUUUCCAAGCUUAUUCUGUCAGGAUGUGUGUCUGACAAUGAGCUUAAGGAAAUGUUUGUGAAGUUUGCACUUGCAAAAUACUACUGCACAGACGAUGAUCAUCUGAAGCAGUAUUGCAGUGUAAUGUUUUUUGAGAUGUUUUGCAAAGACAGUAGUAUUUUGAUUGAGGUAUUUUGCGAUAUUAUUGAAUCAAUUAAUGAAUGCUCUUACAAAGUGUUUAUAAGCCAAUCUCUGUACUGGAUAGGAAAUAGUAAAUAUGUGAAUGGGUCGCAACAACUUUUCUACAAGAUUUGCAUUCGGCUUGCAGCUGAGAAUGGAGAUGAAAGAUACAAGAAGUUGCUGCUUGGAGUGCUUGAUAGUAUUGAUGUGUUGGCAUGCUGGGAAUCAUGCUUAACAAAGAAGAUCAUAUUCUGCUGCUCAAUUAUUGCGAAGAGACUGGGCAAUAGAUUAAAUCUUGGCGAUUCAGUGACGAGACUAAUGGAAGUAGAUGAUGGCGAGCCUAUUUCAAAGGAAGACUUGGAAAGUGCAAAAAUCGAUCUGGGUAUCAAAUAA